CGCGCCACCAGGAGCACCUCUUCCCGCAGCGCCAGCCCGGCCGCGCGUCCCCGCCCGCUCGCAUUUCCCCGGACGCGGCGGACGCCCGGCCCCUUCCUCCCUCACUACGAGCAUUUCUCCUGCCUGCUGCCGGGCUUUCGUCCCGUGCCUGUUUGUUUUCUUUGCGCGAUCUGCGCCGAGAGAAGCCCGGGGGGCGUUGCGUGACGUUUCCGGGCACAGCACCGAGACCACCGAGGCGGCCGGGCGCGCAGCAUGAAGAAGGCGGAGAUGGGCAGGCUCGGCAUCUCGCCGGACGAGGACAGCAGCAGCUUCAGUUCCAACAGCGACUUCAGCUUCUCCUACCCCGCCAAGCAGGCCGCGCUGAAGAGUCACUAUGCAGACGUCGAUCCUGAAAACCAGAACUUCUUACUUGAAUCGAAUUUGGGGAAGAAGAAAUAUGAAACAGACUUUCAUCCAGGUACUACCUCCUUUGGAAUGUCAGUAUUUAAUCUGAGCAAUGCGAUUGUGGGCAGUGGAAUCCUUGGGCUUUCUUAUGCCAUGGCUAAUACUGGAAUUGCUCUGUUUAUAAUUCUCUUGACGUUUGUGUCAAUAUUUUCUCUGUAUUCUGUUCAUCUCCUUUUAAAGACUGCCAAUGAAGGAGGGUCUUUAUUAUAUGAACAAUUGGGAUAUAAAGCUUUUGGAUUGGUUGGAAAGCUUGCAGCCUCUGGAUCAAUCACCAUGCAGAACAUCGGAGCUAUGUCAAGCUACCUCUUCAUAGUGAAAUAUGAGUUACCUUUGGUGAUCCAGGCAUUAAUGAACAUUGAAGAUACAACUGGAUCGUGGUAUCUGAAUGGCGACUAUUUGGUUUUGCUGGUGUCCCUGGUCCUCAUUCUUCCGUUGUCACUGCUGAGAAAUUUAGGGUAUUUGGGAUACACCAGUGGCCUCUCCUUGUUGUGUAUGAUGUUCUUUCUGAUUGUGGUGAUUUGCAAGAAAUUUCAGAUUCCUUGUCCUGUGGAAGUUGCUUUGAUAAUUAAUGAAACAAUAAAUAGCACUUUCACCCAGCCAGCUGGUUUUGCCCAUGGUGUGGCGUUUAACAUGACUGAAGAGUCCUGCAGACCGCGAUAUUUUAUCUUCAACUCACAGACUGUCUAUGCUGUGCCGAUUCUGACCUUUUCAUUCGUCUGUCAUCCUGCUAUUCUUCCUAUUUAUGAAGAGCUGAAAGGCCGCAGCCGUAGACGGAUGAUGAGUGUGUCCAAGAUCUCAUUCUUCGCCAUGUUUCUCAUGUACCUGCUCGCUGCUCUCUUUGGAUACCUGACGUUUUAUGAGCACGUUGAGUCAGAGUUGCUUCAUACCUACUCAGCUGUCAUGGGAACUGACAUCCUCCUCCUCAUUGUCCGCUUGGCUGUGUUAAUGGCUGUCACUUUGACAGUCCCCGUGGUCAUUUUCCCGAUCCGGAGUUCCAUGACCCACUUGCUGUGCUCAGCAAAAGGUUUCAGCUGGUGGCGUCACAGCCUCGUCACCGUGUCUAUCCUGGCAUUUACCAAUUUGCUUGUCAUCUUCGUGCCCACUAUCAGAGACAUCUUUGGUUUCAUUGGUGCAUCUGCUGCCGCCAUGCUGAUCUUCAUUCUGCCGUCUGCUUUCUAUGUCAAGUUGGUGAAAAAAGAGCCUAUGAAAUCUGUACAAAAGAUUGGGGCCGUGCUCUUCCUGCUGAGCGGCAUAGUGGUGAUGACGGGAAGCAUGGCCCUCAUUGUUCUGGACUGGGUCCACAACGCCCACGAAGGUGGCCACUAAUGGGCGCCCCUAAGACUCCGAUCAUCUGUUCGAUGCCAGUGUUGAGUCAACACUCAACUGCUGUGAAAUCUCACCUGUUUUCAGUUUCACUUCCUUGGGAAGCGCAGAGUCCUCGCUGGUCCUUCUGAGUGCAGAAUAAGUGAACUCUUGGGCUUGUUUUGUUUUUGGUUUUUUAAAGAAACUAUUCUGUGUGAUAGAAAUGGAUAUUAACAACAAAACCACGAGUCUUGGGUUAACGGAAGUGACAAUUUUAUUCCAUUCCAGAGAAUGGACAAACUCUUAACUUUUAUCAAGCCACAUGUUUGGCUGUGUCAUUGUUUAACUUGGAUAUUUUAUGAUUUUACUUGAAUGUGCCUAAUGGAACCAUUCGAUGUGAGAAACAAUUCUUGUUAAUUUACAGCAAAGUAUUGAGAUAACCAUUGAGAAAAAACACUAUUAUUUUUUGUACCAAAAAUAUUUAAAGACCUCAGAAGCACUAUUUUAUUUUUUAAAAAUUGCUUUUUUUUGAACUUUAUCCAAAAACGGUUGUCAAUAAAUUCCAUAAAAAAAUUUUCAUCGGUAUUUACAAAGAUACUAGUAUUGUGAAAUGAUUUGCCUUUUGUAGGCAUAAUAAGCCAAAUACUUUUUUAACCCAAAACAAUUUUUAGGUAAAAGAUUCAGUAAUGAAAAAUUGUACCCUGAAUAGGAGCAUAAUUUUUUCCAUGCAGACUUCACCAUUAAGGUACAACUGAUUGGUUAUCACUGCACCUGAUCAGAUGAACUCUCUGUUCAUCACUUUUCUCUGUCCCCAAAUAAUUUGGUUCUUUCAGAUUGAAAUAUUUGGCUUCUGUCUAAUAGAAUGGAAGAUACUGCAGAGAUUUCUGUGGGAAGUAAAAUAACUAAUUUUGAGGUACCAAAUAGUGCAAUUGGGUAAAACAGGGUUUAUUCAGUUGCACCUGUCUCCAGAGCGGUUCUGACGACUCUGGGUUUUUGGGCCAGCGCUUUCUUGACAUUGCUUCCAGCAGUGGGCAUUUGAUGGCAAUAGGCCAAAACUCUCCUUUCCAGAAAGUACAGCUUUCCACAUGUUCACCUGCCCCUGGAAGUGUGAAUUACUUGAUAACGCGCAUUCAUUGUGUCCACGUUGCGUCUACAAUAGAGGUCUAAUUCACAGGUCACGCCGAUACUCGGUAUAAUACAAGCUCUUUCCAUACAGGCCACUGGGUUUCUUGUGCAGAAAACUUUUUCAAAGACUCAUCUGCACUGGACCAUCAUCUCAUUCGUGUACAACAUAGAACUGUUUACAUCCAGCAGAUGUUGAGGGAAGACAGUGUGACCUGCAUAGGUAGUUGGUCCGACUGCAUGUUCACCCUUCAUUUCAAUCCCAGUUAGAAGUGAAAACGUAGCAGCUUUAAGAGUACACCUAUCGUACAUUACGGUGUAUGGUGAAUAUAUUAUUGAACAAUGUGGUACUUCGCUCAUUGGGCAUAAUGUCUAAGAUCUAAUACCCAUAAUUCCAUUAGUGGUUGAGGGAAGCAGAUACUGGAAUCAUCAGCUGGUCAUCUGACUCUAAGGUUUUCUCCUGAACCGAGCAUUGUAGGUUUUAGGUGAGGGCCAGAAAUGGGGCAGACAUGGGUUUUGUAUGCAUUCUUGUAUUACAUGUGACUAAACUACAGACACGUGUGUCUAUAGCCAGAGACCCUUUUGGAACUGGAAGAUGUCUUACGUACAUUGGGGAAACCAGUGGUCCGUUUUUGUUUCUUCAAAAAUAAUUGGGGACCAUCUAGAAAAGGCAGUGAGAAGACGGAUUUAAUUGGGCUUUUGGCACUCCAUUCGAAUCCAGAACCUCACCUCUGAUUCAGACCAAGAAUUGGCACUUCUGCUUCAGUUCCUGGGAAGAAUUGCUGAUUUUUCAUCUAAGAUCUGCCGGGGAAUACUACCAAGUAGACUUGUUCUCUGCAGUUUACAUCCUUUCAUGUGGGAGAAAACACCACAGAAACCAGGAGGAAUGAAAGAAGGAAUUCUUUUCUCACGGGAAAUCCACCUGUGGAGGCUCCUCCAAUCCUCUUUGGCUGUUUGAGGUUCAAAAUCGGCUGCUUAGGAUAGAGUCCAUUGCAUGAUUUUCCUGGAGCUGUCCUGUCUGCCUUGAGGUUCCUAAACAGUGAAUUCCCAUUGAUGAGCAGUCUUCAGUAUUAAAACCACUGUCGUGUCCCCUCUGUUUGCAUUGCUGUCUUCCACGGGUGUUUCAGUUGUAACUGUAAUGUUAUUUAUAGAACGGCAUUAAUCCAUUAAAGCUAACCUAUUUUUCAAUAUUUAUAAUCUUAUGUACAUACACUGUCCAUAUGUAUUUGUAAAUAGGUUGUAUAUAAUGUCAGGUUUGGGUCUUGGGUUCAAGUGUAUAUAUUCCUGUAAGUCUCUUACCUGCAUUUUGGUGAAUUCACACGUAUCUAUAAGAAUUAUCCCAAAAGUACCUGUACAGAGAUUUCAGUACAAAUUGACAAAUCGGGUGACUGCUAAAAUUUUUAAAUAUUGUUUAAAUUGUAUUUGCAAUCAGACUGGUUGAACAUCACAUUUUUCCAUGAAAACUUGGUGCAAGUUCAGAUUUCUAAAUUUUAAAUAAGUAUAAAUUUUCAAAGUGCAGUUGUUCCCCAAAUGUGAUGUAGUGUGAUGACAUCCAGUGUGAUGUGGUGUAGUGGGAGGUCUCCGAGAGCAAGGUGUGCUGACUUCCUGUAUAUAGUGUAAAUACCUGCUGUACUGUUGAGAGGCCAGCAGUCCCACUGACGUGGGCUGGGAGUGCUACACCGUUUCAAUGAAACAAUGUAUGUUUGUUUUAACUGAACUAAAAUAAACACAUGCUUCAUCCUGA
Manis pentadactyla (Chinese pangolin) is the source of this 4612-nucleotide messenger RNA. It is a transcript of the gene SLC38A2, whose product is annotated as solute carrier family 38 member 2. Gene Ontology annotation, molecular function: L-glutamine transmembrane transporter activity. The record is from RefSeq and is a predicted model, not a curated record. Bases 253 to 1770 code for a protein of 505 amino acids. The transcript is spliced from 16 exons. Lineage: Eukaryota; Metazoa; Chordata; Mammalia; Pholidota; Manidae. Gene Ontology annotation, biological process: L-glutamine transport; amino acid transmembrane transport.